Molecule: messenger RNA, 928 nt
Organism: Ornithorhynchus anatinus (platypus)
Lineage: Eukaryota; Metazoa; Chordata; Mammalia; Monotremata; Ornithorhynchidae
Product: alpha-1-acid glycoprotein-like
Exons: 6
Coding region: 114-764 (216 amino acids)
Biological process (GO): regulation of immune system process
Source: RefSeq, a predicted model, not a curated record
AGCCUGCUCACUCCAGCAGCAGAGAAACAAGUCAAACUGCCCCCAGUCCUUCCUCCCCCCUAGAUAGUCCAGACCCUGUUCCUCCCGGGCACAGAUCCUUUCCUGCUGCCUCCAUGAUUGUGGCACUGGUGUGGACUGUGGGCAUGCUGAGCCUCACCCCCCUGGUCCAGGCUCAGCCCUCGGCCUGUCGUCCCCCUGAGGCCCGGAUCCUAGACAACUCCACAAUGACCAAGUUGACAGGUCAGUGGUUCCUCACGGCCGCCACCCUACAUGACUCCAAAUUCAGGGACAUGUUGAAGGGGGUCCAGACCUCGUCCAUAUCCCUGUAUCCCAGCCUGGCCAAUGAUAAAUUCCGCAUGAAGUUCUACAUCAGCAGUGGUGGCAUCUGUGUGCACAACCAGACUAUCUUCUAUGUCAACCGGAGCAAGAGGACCUUGUUCCGGAAGAUUGGCGGCAAAGAGUACAGCUCUCAGCUCCUGGCCACGAACAUGGAGGACAACUUCAGGCUGCGAUUCCUGGGGGAGGAAGAGGCGGUCGGAGGACUGGCUCUAUAUGCUCGAAACAGGACCCUGAGCCAAGAACAGCAGGAGGAAUUCCAGGCCCAAGCCUUGUGUGAAGGAUUCAGCAGAAAUGAAACCAUUUUCUUUCCGACGGAGGAGGAUGUGUGCCAGCUGGUGGUCAGAAACGAGGAGCUGGAGGAGAAGGAAAAAAGGAAGGAAAAGAAGGAACAGGAAGAGCAGCCAAGUGCUUUCCCAAGUGUUUAGUAUAGUGCUCUGCAUACAGUAAGAGCUCAAAACCAUUAAUUGAGCCCAUGGGAAGCAAAACACUUUAGCUGAAGAGUUACAGUGGGGGUGGGAGAUUCUUCUUUGACUUCCCUGCUAGGCCCCCAGUCCCAGGGUGGUGGUCAAUAAAUUUAUGUGCUGGACUA